Molecule: messenger RNA, 2087 nt
Organism: Paramormyrops kingsleyae
Lineage: Eukaryota; Metazoa; Chordata; Actinopteri; Osteoglossiformes; Mormyridae
Gene: dph5
Product: diphthamide biosynthesis 5
Biological process (GO): protein histidyl modification to diphthamide
Molecular function (GO): diphthine synthase activity
Source: RefSeq, a predicted model, not a curated record
CCUGCUCCAGCGUUUUGACUGCUGAUCGUAGUUAGAAAGAUUCCGGCAUGCAUGCAUGGGUAGCGAAUACGUGAAAGAGCGUGCUUGAAGAAAUACUAUUUCUAUACUAUAAUAAUACAUAGAUGUAUUAUAUAGUAUAGUAUAAUUACAACGAAGCCGAAUAUUUUAACCUGGGCUUUUUGUCUCGAUUACAUGAGAUAACUCUAACUUGACACUUUAGUGGAAAUGCUGUAUUUUAUUGGCCUUGGUUUAGGAGAUGCGAAAGACAUCACUGUAAAGGGACUGGAAAUCAUUAAACAAUGCAGUCGUGUCUACUUGGAAGCAUACACGUCCAUACUGACUGUCGGUAAACAAGCUUUGGAGGAAUUCUACGGCCGUGAGCUGAUACUUGCGGACCGGGACAUGGUGGAGCAGGAAGCUGACGAGAUCCUUAAAGGGGCGGACACCGUCGACGUGGCCUUCUUGGUUGUGGGCGAUCCAUUCGGGGCUACCACCCACAGCGACUUGGUCCUGAGGGCGCUGAAGGCUGGCAUCAGAUACACGGUCAUCCACAAUGCCUCCAUUAUGAAUGCGGUUGGAUGCUGCGGUCUUCAACUGUAUAACUUUGGUGAGACCGUGUCUAUAGUCUUCUGGACAGACUCUUGGAAACCUGAGAGCUUCUACGACAAAAUCAAGAGGAACCGUGACAGUGGGUUGCACACGCUAUGUUUGCUCGACAUCAAAGUCAAGGAACAGACCAUGGAGAACUUGAUGAGGGGCCGUAAGAUUUACGAGCCGCCCAGGUACAUGAGCGUGAAUCAGGCAUCAGAGCAGCUCCUGGAGAUCGUGCAGAACCGGAGGGAGCGGCAGGAAGACCUUGCCAUCACCGAAGACACCAUCUGCGUGGGGCUGGCGAGGGUGGGGGCCGAAGACCAGGCAAUCGCGGUGGGGACGCUGCACCAGCUGGCAUCAUGUGACCUGGGCGGGCCCCUCCACUCACUCGUCGUUACGGGGCACCUCCACCCGCUGGAGGUGGACAUGCUCCGCCUUUUUGCCAUUGAGCUUGACACCCUUCCGAAUCUCAAGAUGACGGACAGCUCCACGUAUGUGUCCUAGGAGCAGUGUGCAGGGAGAGGGAGGGCAGGGUGCCCAGGAGGGCCGGUACCUCAAACGCGCUCCUGUGAGAUGAGGCCAGGCUGAAAGUCAGACGCUGUGGUACGCUGGAUUAUUCACUUCUCCCUUCAGAAGACCACGCCUCCCGGUUGGGAUUUCCACACGGAAUGUGUGCAUCUGCUACCUUCUGGUGUAUUCAGGAAGAGCUGAUGAGAAAAUGGCUCAUGAAGGACUGCUUGUGACAGAUGGACAACCUGAGAAUCCCCCAAAACUACAUUUGUUGUAUCGUAACUGGUCUGCAUCGAUUUUCUGUAAUAUACCUUAGAAUUCAUCUUCACUUUAAAGCCCUUAAAUGUCAGUUGCCUAAACCCCAGAAAAGAUUAACCAGGUAUUAUUCAUCAUUCAAAGGUUAAAACCCCACAAUCAAGUGUUAUAGGGCAAAAUAAAAUGGGAGAUGGUAAAAGCACAGUUUAGGAAUAAAGUCUUGUGCUAUUGGCAUCUUGACAGUUACUAUGUUCAGCAAUAAUUAAAUAUAAUCCUUGUUCAAAAAUGCUUUUCAUGAAAAUAUGUCAUAUUUUCAACCCUUUGGGCAGAUUGCAUUUGCUGCAAUGUUAAAAAAUUUGCUUCCUAUUUUGAGUUUGGAAACAGGUUGCAUGGUCACAUGCAGGAAACAGUGUGAGAAGACGUGUGUGUGUGUGUCUGUCCGUCCGGCCGUCCCUCCCCCCCCCACACAGGGCGGCAUAUGGAAGCUGAGGAGUGUUCCAGAUUUCACGUGCGUGUGGGUUGCAGGUUUCAGCAAAAGUGAACUUUUUCGACAUGCUGCAGUUCUUGCAGGUCUAAUGGAUCAGCCGGUGUUUUUAUGAAAAAUGCAAAAUUCAUUCCUAAUUGAAUGUUUUGGCCAGUAGUAGAGUUUCUUCGUGUGCUGCUUUUGGGCUGAACUGGGUCUCAUCUUCUUGAAUCGGAACUAAUUAAAUUAUUCCUCAGAUUCGACCUUA